This is a messenger RNA of Aspergillus candidus, 1730 nucleotides long. Its product is annotated as BSD domain-containing protein. The record is from RefSeq and is a predicted model, not a curated record. Bases 91 to 1344 code for a protein of 417 amino acids. NCBI's taxonomy places the organism in Eukaryota, Fungi, Ascomycota, Eurotiomycetes, Eurotiales, Aspergillaceae. Gene Ontology annotation, cellular component: cytoplasm. The transcript has 2 exons.
GUUCCCCCUCUCCAAUCCACCCAACGUUACUCACUUACCCCCCUUAAACAACCAACAACAAAAAACAUCCACCCCACCCAUCCCAGCGACAUGGAUCUAGCCUACGACCACAUCGAAGGCGAGAUCUUCGCCGCCAGCCAGCGCGCCAAGAAAGAAGACAACAAAGAAAGCGGCGCCACCCAAGAAGGCGACUCCAACAAUGCCGCCGCCGCCGACCACCCGCCCGUCGAUCUCAACACCGAGCUGCAGGAGACUUUCCGUGCUUUCUCCGCCAGCCCCUGGGGCGUUCGCAUUGGUGGACUGUGGGAUAAUGUGCGCAAGCAGGGAGAGAGUUACUAUGAGGGUGCUAGGCAGGAGUAUGCCGCUGCUAGCGAGGAGGCCGUUAAGGGGUUCUCGGACCUGAGGGAGAAUAUUGUGGGUCGCACACGUGGAUUGUCGCUGAGUACGGCGUUUGCUGGCGGGGAGGAUGCCGAGGGUAGUAGCAGUGGUGCUGCCAAGGACGAGGCGUCUACGCCGACCGGCACGGGCGCCGAAGGCGAGGGGUCUGCGUCCGGGGAGGGAUUCCUGGCACGCUUGAAAGCCGAGGCAGCUCGGCGGCUGAAGGAGAUCGAGAAGGCGGAGGAAGCAGCCGACGAGGCUAUCUUGCGAUUCGGGAUGAAUAUUGGGCAGAAGCUGCGUGACGCUGUGAGCAUCGUUCCGCCGGAUUCGGAGGCCGAUAAGCUGCUCUUUGAGAGCAAGGACGCGGAUGGCAAGCGGGUGAUCCAUGCGACGCGCUUUGAGGCCCAGUUGCACGUGAUUCAUUCGAAUCUGGAGAGCUUCACGAAGGAUCCGGUCAGCGAUGAGUGGGCGGCGUUUAAGGAGAAGUUCGAUAUUGAUAGUAAGACGGAUGAUGUCGCUGCUGAUCUGGAGAAGUAUCCUGAGCUGCGGUCUGCGAUGGAGAAGUUGGUGCCGGAGCAAGUGGAGUAUGCGACGUUUUGGUGCAGAUAUUAUUUCUUGCGUCUCGUUAUUGAGACGGAGGAGCAGAAGCGCAAGGAGUUGCUGAAGGGCGCCAACGCAGGCGACGAAGAAGAGGUCGCGUGGGACGACGAUUCUGACGACGACACCGACUCCCCCUCGACCCCGCAAGUCAAGACCAACAAGCCCACCGACGACGUCCAAGCCGACGCUGCCCCAGCCGCCGAGAAGUCUACUCCCAAGUCCAACGAACGCCGCCCCUCCAACGACCAGCAAUCAUCCGCGGACAGCGAAUCCAGCUAUGACCUCGUCAGCGGAACCACCAGCCGCACGCCCGCCAGUCCCAAGGAAAAGGCCAAGGACGACGAGAGCGACGAUGACUGGGAGUAAGGAUAGCGCGUGUCGUGAGUGGCAAGUCUUGAUUUGGAAACACCGUCUAUGUCUAUAGGUAUUUUGACGCUUUACAUCUUGACGAAGGAGUUAUGGUUUUUUGUUCACUGUUUUUUUUUUGUCUUCUGAUUGUCGAUUAUAGGAGUUAGCUGUUGAGGACUUGUUGUUUAUUGCGUUGUCAAGCGACUAUUUAGUUUGCUUUCUUGAUAUCAAUCCCCCGCGUGGACAUCUUUUUCUUUCGUUGGUUGAUUGUUUGCGAUGGGUCUCACUCACUGUUACAAACGGUGGAUCGUCCUGUGCUACAUGGCCGGUCAAUCAACAUUUUCUUACCUUGUAUCUACGCUGUAGCUACUGUUCUACCAUCUGAGCACCUAGCUAUUUACAAC